Hydractinia symbiolongicarpus is the source of this 4221-nucleotide messenger RNA. RefSeq lists its product as uncharacterized. The coding region runs from base 1582 to 2991 and encodes 469 amino acids. The transcript has 6 exons. NCBI's taxonomy places the organism in Eukaryota, Metazoa, Cnidaria, Hydrozoa, Anthoathecata, Hydractiniidae. Gene Ontology annotation, molecular function: molecular adaptor activity. Gene Ontology annotation, biological process: regulation of cell population proliferation; apoptotic process; hippo signaling. The record is from RefSeq and is a predicted model, not a curated record.
GCAGAGAGGAAAAAUGAAGAAUAUAGUUUGUUUUAGGAGCUUUGAUGACAUUAACAGCGAUUAUACAAAAUAAAAUUUGUUAACCCGUUGCUUCUAAUGGGUAGAGCUUGCUUUCAUGUUUUGUCGAGUAAACGGCCAUGGGGAGAAGGGUUGUGAUUCGUUGCGUUACGCUAAGUAAUGAUUCUGGUCCUUACAAUUCAUUAGCUGCAUAAACGGUAAAUGGCGGCGGGAAGUAGUGUGUUUCUGUUUUUUUUUUUUUUUGUUGUUGUUGAUUUGUUUUGUUUAGUGUAUGGACAAAGCGGGGGAUCUUCUAAAGUGGCAGUAUAUUAGCAGUAUAUUUUAUUUAAAACACAUUGUACCCAAAAGUGUUAUUAUAAAGUAUAAAACAAGAGCAUACUUAUAUAGAGAGCUAGUAACUAGCUAAUAGCUAUAUUUUCAAUGCAAACUGUUAAUGCUAGCUAAUCGUUCUUUCUAUGUUUUAACAGCAACGUAUGCAAAUUUACAAUACUUUCUCUUGUCUCUCCAUGUAUUACCCAUCAUCCAGCAAAACAGGAUACUAAUACAAGUAUAUAUUUUGAAAACCCUUUAGAAAAACUUUUCCGAGAAGACUUUUUCAGUGGGACAAAAAGUUCUCUUUUUAACUACUCUUUUAACAUCUCUAUGGCUUCCCAUGUCUUGUGACUUUACUUCCCUGCCUUGUGGCUUCACAUCUUUGUGGCUUUAAGGCUUUGUUUUGUGGCUUUUUUGCACAAGCUUAAACAUUACAGUCUGAUUUUAGACUGUUGUGUGAUGGUUGGUUAAUUUAAAUGGUAAUUUAUGGCACUGUAGCUUAGUGGUUAUAACUCUCAUACUUUGUGCAGGAGAGGGUUUGAUUUCUGUUGGCAGCAAUUCAUUUUUCAAGAGAAUGUAACCCAAGCCAUGUAAGGGAAAUUGGAGAGAUGGUACACUGUUAUGGUGGGCUGUUGGUGAUGGUGGGUUGUUAGACAUUGCAGGGAGUUGUCUGGGAGCGAACACCCUAAUUGGGCCUGUGUAGCUCAAAAUGAGCAUUAAAUACUCUAGUUGUUUACUCUAGAUUUUUUAAUUUGAUGGAUGUGCAUGUUUUAUAUACAUAGUUAGCCUUCACAAAUAUUGAGGGAUAUGUAUAUAUACCCUGUCUUAAAGCCUUUUUACUUUUGCAAAACCCUAUUUUAAUUGAUUUUGUUUUACUUGUGGGUAAUUUACACUAAACAUUAUUUGUUCCACAUGGGUCAUUUUGUUUGUACAUGGGUCUAAAUUCCCAGCCAUGAGCUUUAACAGAACUUGCUAUUUUUCGUUCCCUACGCCAAAAAAUUGCCCUGUGCUGUAUGAAGGAAUUUCAUUCUUACUUUUGCCUAAUUAAAAAGUUAUUGAGGCAUGCAAUUCUUUCCACGUCUACCUUAAAUCUUAAGAAAUGGCCUGCAGAGAUGCAUUUUAAUCUUCACAUAUGUUGUUAUUGUAUGAUUAUUUUGUAUGCAAAUUCGUAUUUUUAACAGAUUACAUAAACAUGUAAUUGUGGCAGUUAAUAUUCAGCAUCGGCAGUAUUAAUUCAUAUUCACUCUAACAAUGUUUAAGAAGAAAGAAACAAAUUUAAAGUCAGCAAAUAGGGAUAUUCAAGCUCGAUUUGUUAAAAAAGAUGGUGUGGCAACAGAUUUCGGUGCACCUAUAUAUGCAUAUCCACAAAGCCAAUCUUAUCAAAGUCGAAAUGCUAGAUACAUAAGUGAUGUAAUUCCUGCGAACGAAAUAUCAGAAUCUUACAUAUCAAGCAAACAGUCUGGAAGGUCAUCAGGUUCUAAUUCAGCUAAAACAAUUCGCAAAAAGUUUCCACCAUCGUUUUUGCUUCUGCGCAGAAAAAAGAAUCAGAGUGGAAAUAAGCAUGAUUAUGAAAAUAUUGACAUUGAUGAAGAAGAUGUAACAGACAUUGCGUACUAUGAAGACUUAGUAGCUGAGCAAGAAAGCAUUAAUCCAGUCAUGCUUGGCCAACUUGAUGACUCACAGUUAAACACAAUGGAGCAGGAACCGUUUGAAGAAUUAUACAAAGGAAGACUUGAUUUUGUGUUAAAUAAUUAUAGAAAACCACCACCCUAUCCAGGAAAGAAGUCAGCAAAUUCCACAGCUAAUCAGUUGCAAAAUAGUGCUGAUACUCCAUUACUUAGACAACUACUCAAAGAUAAAAAUAUCAAUGACAAUGCUAGCAUGAACAAUUUCUGGCAGGCAAGUCCAGGUCAUAAACCACAAAAUGGCUCGUAUUUAGAUAAAAAGAGUAUAUCUAAUGAUAAACUUGUUAGCAGAACGCAUGAUAUUGUUACCAGACCACCUGCUUUAAAUGCUGGAGACUUAUAUAAACAACGUAAACAGUAUUAUUUUGAAAGUAUGAAUAACUUACAAGGCAAUAAAGUACAAAAAGAGUUUAAAAAAGACACAGUAAGUGAAAUUUACCCUGCCAAAGAUUACGAGAUUGAUACCGAAAGGUUACCAACAAGCGCAUCUGUACCAAACCUUUCUGUUCAAGCAGAGUUUCAAGAUAAUAUGUCAGAUUUGUCUCAAAUGCAUCCAAAAGUGUACAUGGAACUAAGUGAAAUGGAAGCAUUGAUUGCUCAUUACAGGAAGACAAGCCUUGACAACCUUGAACCAUAUGAUAUGCACAGCUCAGCAAGUGAGUCGGUAUCUCUCUACACACAAGGAUCACCGUCUUACAUACCACCAAGCCCAUACAUGAAUGCAGAAAUCCCUGAGUGGUUACAAGUGUAUGCAAAAGCAUCUCCUGACCUGGACAAAUUUCUUAAGUGGGGAAUGUUCAGAUACCCGGAGUUGGACUGUUGGCAAACUAUGUUGAAAAGAUUAUACAAGAAAGAGGUGAAACAAGUUGUGCUUUGGUUUGAAGAAUAUCGAUUAGCUCUGCAGAAGGAAUUAGAAAACCGUAAAAUGGUGUUGGGUAUAAAACCAACAGGUGUGCUAAAGAAAACAGAAGUUUAAACAAGAUAUUACGUACCAUAAAUGCUUGACUUAACAAACUACGAAGAAAAUGACAAAGCAAGGUGGCCAAAGUUUCUGGAAUUCUUUUACCUGUUCAGGAUUUUUUUUUUGGAUUGGAAAGGCAAUUUUUAAGGCAAGGUUUUUAAGGUUUUGAAAUGGUGCUUGAAUUCAGAAUUUUUAACAAUCAACUUCUUAGGCUGGCUGAUAAACACCUAAAAAACGAUGUUAAAAAUAAAAUUUGAUAUCGGUCGGUCUUCUUGUUUGAUCCACGUUCUUUGAGAAUGUAAAAAUGUUUUGGAAAUAUUCUUGAAUUGUUCUGAAUUUUUGGAAAAAAAUCAUUCAGCAUGCCUGCAAAAUAAUUUUAUAUAUAAGAUUUCUCAUUGAUUAAGUACUAAAGCAAUGCAAAGUCCUAAAAAUGCAGUAUUUAUGGUACGUACAAUAUCAAAUCAAAUAGAUACUUUUGGUGACAAUUUUUUCCACGCUUUCCUUGGGUAGAGUGUAAAUAGUUUUACAUUAUUUUUGUUUGAUAAUUGUAAUAAAUUGUAUAUUUAAUUAGAAAUAUCUUUAUUUAUUUGUUAAUUCAGAGGAUCAUUUUAUACUAUUUUGUGAUUUAGAAAUAUUUUCUACUUUUAUUUUUUCUUAUUUUUAUGACGUGAGCCUGAUUUGAGGUGGUUUCAACGUAUACCUUAUAUUUUUUAAAACGACAAGUGUAAACCCAAUUUUUUUGGUGUUUGAUCUGCUUUUGUAUUUUUCAAAUAUUUGGUCCAAUUGGCGGGGUUUUGUAUAAUACAUGAAAAGUUAAAUUUGUGAAAUUAAAUUAAGGAAGAAAAGAAAUUAAUUUUGAAUAAAACUUAAUUGGCAGCAGAGGAAGUAAGUACAACUUUAGUGGGAACUUUUUCUCCAAAAUUUCUUUCCUUAAUGUACUUACCAGACGCAUUUAAAAUUUGUUUAAGAAAGAAAAGGUCCAGUAGUGUUGAAUUUCUUCCUGUGUAUCUGUAGUUCUUGGUCAGGCUGUGAUUCUGAAUAUGUGUUAUAUGCAAUCCUUUUUAAAAGCCAAUAGGAUGAACCAAUUAUUUUAAAAAAGGUAUAAGUAUAUAUUUAAGAACAUAUAUUAAAUAUAUUGAAUAUAUUUAUUUUCUACCACGAAAGAAUGUAGUGUUAUCAUAGCUGAACCAAUGGUACAUGUUUAAUGUGACUGAUUUUCUUAUUGAUUACUUUACGUAACAAGUU